Messenger RNA from Syngnathus acus (greater pipefish), 7558 nucleotides. RefSeq names its product tetratricopeptide repeat, ankyrin repeat and coiled-coil containing 2a (gene tanc2a). The record is from RefSeq and is a predicted model, not a curated record. The coding region runs from base 636 to 6287 and encodes 1883 amino acids. Gene Ontology annotation, cellular component: dendritic spine. NCBI's taxonomy places the organism in Eukaryota, Metazoa, Chordata, Actinopteri, Syngnathiformes, Syngnathidae. Gene Ontology annotation, molecular function: protein binding. The transcript has 27 exons. Gene Ontology annotation, biological process: regulation of dendritic spine morphogenesis.
AGACGAGAGAGAGAGAGAGAGAGAGAGAGAGGAGAGAGAGAUCGUCUUUCAGACCAGAUAUGGAGGCUCUGCCGUGGAAAAGAAAAAAAAUUGGAGGACUUGCAGACAUUUUUGUUUUUGCUUCUUCAUGCAAACUUGAUCUGGAGCGGAUCUCCCUGUGAAUGAAAAGGGUUUGUACUUUUGAAGACGAAAAGGAGCAGUGGAACACCCCCCUUGGUCUGUUCUGAGUUGCGGUCAGCCUUAAAAGCUCUCUAUGAGUGCGUGGACGUUCGAUUACCUGACCAUUAACUCUCUUUUCGUCUUGUACUCUUCUCUUUUUAUGAUGCCUCUGUGGAGUUUAAGCUAGAGUAUCUUGAGUGCUUUCUUCUAUUCCAGGAGAGACUCGUUGGCUUAUCUUCUUAUUCCCACCGUCUGUCUGUUCUUUGUGUUCUCUGAAGAAGGUGGAGCUCAGAAGCUCUGUGGUGGUGGUGGUGGUGGUGAUGAUUCUUUUUUCUUUUUGGUGAAAUGAUCACUGUCGAAAGAGCUUUUUCCUUAUUCAAGGGCUUUUCUGGGGCAAGCCAGUCCCUUUGAUGCAGUGACGCCAACUUCCACAUGGAAACACUCUGAACCAAUUACAACCUGGAUCGUAGCUAGUUAUGGACUGCACGGCGGCUAUUUUGAAAGCGUGCGCCCGUUCGAGGACCGUGUGGUGUAGGCAUGAGCGGGCCUCCGUGGAUCACCCGUGGAGGUUUGCCGAGAACUGCCGUUGCGGGCCGGUCGGCACCUUGGGCAAUGCGUCGUCGUCCCUUCUGCGAAGCUUGCUGUUUUACGUAUGCUGCUGUCUGACUCACGAGGAAAACUCGGAUCUGUGUCGGGAUUGGGUCGAUCGUCCCGUCAAUGGAGAAAGGAGAAACAGGAGAGGGAGAACAUCUGAGGAAGGCGAAGAGGAGGAUUUGGGACCACCUCCCUCAGUCGACGAGGCGGCUGAUGCCCUGAUGACCCGACUGGGCUUUUUAUUGGGAGAAAAGAUCAUUAACGAAGAACCUGGGUCACCUCACCAUGCCCAAGUGGAUGGACAGAGGAUUUCGCCUUCCUCCAGUUUGGACAGCAGCAACACAUCCCCCACGUGCACACUACAGCCCCCUGCUGGAGUGGAGGGCAACAACAACAACAAACCACCCAUCCUUGCCUCUGUCACCUCCCCCACGUCUACACUUGAGAGCAGAGAUAGUGGCAUCAUAGCUACAUUGACCAGCUAUUCAGCUGAAUCAGCACCAGAGCGUGAUGACGCCAAGAACCCCAGCGGCGGUUACCAAGGCAACAGUCUCAAACUCUGGAGGCCAGUGAUGGCAUCGACUUCCUCUUCCUGUAUGAUGGCUACAGGAAGCUCCAAUGACUUGCUCUAUGGGGCCGAGGACAACAUGGCUUCCACAUACAGCCUUAAUAAACUCCACCCAGAUUGGGGACAAGACUCGAACCGCUUGUCCGGAUCCACCCACUCCAUCCCGCUCUACCUUAUGCCUCGCCCCAAUUCGGUUGCUGCCACUAGUUCUGCUCAACUUGAAGAUCUGGCCUACCUUGAUGAACAGCAAAGACUGACUCCUUCCAGGGCAUCCCUCAGAAUGCCCAGACAGAAUUCCGGAAGUCGAAGUCAACAGGAAAAGCGAGUUCAGUUGACUCCUUAUCUUAACCUGAAGCCCCUCCAUUUUGAAAUUCCCGGAUUGUUGUCUGGGACGAGGUUUACCGGAAGGGAAUGGCUCUUCCAGGAAAUGGACACCUGUCUUUCCAGCGAUGACCCUUUAAUCAAUCGAGGGGUGGUGAUUGUCGGAAAUAUGGGUUUUGGCAAGACGGCCAUCAUCACCCGACUGGUGGCACUCAGUUGUCAUGGGAACCGGAUGUGGCCAACAUCUGCUGGCAACCAGACGCUGCCCAAAUACGCAGAAUCUUUCCCCCAUGAUUCAUUGGGAAGAGGAGGAGCAGGAGAAGGAGGAGGGGAGAGCUGUCCAGGGACUCCAGAGAUCAAGAGGAAACAGCAGGAGGCGCUCCUGAGGCUCGCAGGACAGGUGGUUUCUUAUCAUUUCUGUCAAGCUGAUAACUGUCACACGUGCUUGGUACCGGAGUUCGUCCACAACAUGGCAGCCAUGUUAACCGAAGCUCCUCAGCUGUCAGCAUAUCGAGAGCUGCUGCAUCGCUCGCCUCAACUUCAGACCUCACUCAGUCUGCGAUCCUGCAUCCAAGACCCGAGCUCGGCCCUCCAGAAAGGAAUUCUCGAGCCUUUGGAGAGUCUUUACAAAGAGAGGAAGUUGCACAUGGAGGGGGCGGGGAUCAUUCUACUGAUUGAUGGGCUAAAUGAGGCAGAGUUCCAUCGGCCAGACUACGGCGACACACUGACCUCCUUUUUGUCUCGUAACGUUCACAAAUUUCCUUCGUGGUUAAAGAUCAUUGCUACUGUCAGGACCAAUCAACAGGACAUCGCUCGGUCUUUACCUUUUCACGGCAUCUCUUUAGACAGGAUGGAGGAAAACAUUGCCAUAGAUCAAGACCUGCAGGGUUACCUGAUGCAACGUAUCAACAGCAGCCCUGACAUUCAGAGCAAUGUGUCGCUAAGCAAUGGUCGCCUCGACAACAUGGCGCUAAGCAAACUAGUAAGCCAUCUAAAGUCCCUAAGCAAAGGCUCAUACCUCUACCUGAAGCUGACCCUGGACUUGAUAGAGGGAGGAUACCUGGUCCUUAAGAGUUCCAGCUUUAAGGUGGUUCCAGUCAACCUGGCAGAGUUGUAUCUGUUGCAACUAAACAUGCGGUUUCCGACACAGUCAUCUUUCCUGAGAGUCAUACCACUUCUCAAUGUAACCGUGGCAACGCUGCACCCAUUGACUGACCAACAGCUUUUUGAGGUGAUCAAUGCUGGCGCUCUGACCGGUGGGGCCAUGCAGUGGGCGGAGUUCAAGCAACAUCUGGAGCAGCUGUCGCCUUUCCUCCUGCAGCGCUCCGAUGGUAGUCGGAUGCUAAACCACACCUCGUUCAGGGAGUGGCUAGUGUGGAGGGAUGAAGGGCAGGACAACAGGUUCCUCUGUGACCCCAGGAGCGGGCAUACACUGCUGGCUUUCUGGCUCUGCAGACAGGGAGGGAAGCUGAACCCACAGCAGAUACUUGAGCUGGGACAUCACAUCUUAAAGGCUCACAUUUACAAGGGCUUAAGCAAGAAGCUUGGGAUUUCCUCCUCAAUUCUGCAGGGCCUGUGGAUGUCUUACAGUAGCGAGAGCUCGAACCAUGCUCUCGCAUCGUUGCGAAAUCUUUAUACGCCCAACAUCAAGGUGAGCAGAUUACUGAUGAUGAGCGGGGCUGAUGUGGAUUAUCGGAGCGGUGUCCUCAAUAAUGCCCCCCUGCUUUGUGUCCACGCUCAUUUGGGCCAUGGGGACGCAGUAGCCCUUUUACUUGAUCAUGGAGCUCAGGUUGAUAUUCAAUCACAAGAUGGCUUGACCGCUUUAGGAUUUGCUGCUUCUGCUGGACAUCUGGAUGUUAUCACCUUGCUUAGUCAGCAUAAAGCCAAGGUUGGCCACGUUGACAGCUCAGGUCGCUGUGUUGCCGUGCAUGCGGCUCAGCGGGGUCACCUCCACGUGCUACGUUUCCUUCUGAAGCACGCCGAAUGGAGCUGCACCUCCUGCUGUGGCCAGAGGGGGGUGAGCAGGAGCCAGGCGCUGCAGCAAGCUCUGACUGCAGCUGCCAGCAUGGGCCACGCAGAGAUUGUGUCGUAUCUCCUGGAACCUUCAGAGGAAGAUCAUAAAGAGGAGGAGAGACCCGGCAUCAACACACCUGACAGUCUGUGGGGAGAGACAGCCCUGACAGCAGCAGCUGGAGGUGGCAGGUUGUCAGUCUGCAAGCUGUUGUUGGAUCAAGGUGCCGCUCCGGAGCAAGGCAGCAGACGAAGUGUCGUACCGCUCUUCUGCGCGGUCAGGCGGGGACAUUGGCAGGUUGUUGAGUUGUUAUUGAAUCACGGGGCGCAGGUUAAUAUGGUGGACCAACAGGGCCGCACAGCUUUGAUGACAGCGGCCUCUGAAGGUCACAUGACCACCGCCAAAUUGCUGUUGGAUCACGGUGCGUCUCUGGAUCAGGCAGACAGGGAAGGUUUAACGGCGCUGAGCUGGGCGUGUCUGAAAGGCCAGCUCCCAUUGGUCAGAGAGUUGGUGGCGAGAGGUGCCGCCACAACGCAUAGUGACCGCAGCGGCCGGACACCGUUGGAUCUGGCUGCGUUCCGCGGGGAUCCCGAAGUGGUGAAGCAUCUGGUUGAUCACGGUGCAUCGGUGGAACACGUCGACUCCAGCGGGAUGCGACCGCUGGACCGAGCGGUCGGAUGCAGGAACACUUCAGCCGUCAUUGCUUUGCUCAAAAAAGGAGCCAUAAUAGGACCAGCAACCUGGGCCAUGGCAACAUCCAAACCAGACAUUUUAAUGGUCCUCAUCAGUAAAUUAGUCCAAGAGGGCGACAAACUGUACAAGCAAGGUAACGUGAGAGAAGCCGCACAUUCCUAUCAGUCUGCGCUCCAGAAGUUUCCAGCGGACGAGUUAAAGACGUUCAAACAGCUGAGAGUGUGCGUGCUCCUCAACCUGUCACGUUGUCGGCGCAAGAUGAAUGAUUUUGCCCUUGCCGAGGAGUUUGCCACCAAGGCUUUGGAGCUAAAAGCCAAAUCUUACGAGGCCUUUUACGCCAGAGCGCGUGCUAAACGCAGUCGCAGGCAGUUUCAUGCAGCCCUAGAAGAUCUUCUGGAAGCCAGCCGCCUUUGUCCUUCCAACCGGGAGAUUCAACGCCUGCUAUCUCGGGUCAAGGAAGAGUGUCGACAACACGCGCAACAACCGGACUCAAUGCCGCAAGGAAACUUCUCGAACAACGACGCAGGGCUUAGAAAUUCGGAAUACCUGCACGUUCACGCCAAUGAGGCGUUUUCCAAGGAUGAGGAGAAUGAAGAAGAUCAGUGGAAAGGAGAUUCUACUGCUCAUCAUGUCUACGGUCGUCAAGGGGUGCAGUUGCCACCUUCCCUCUCGCCGACUCAUCGGCCCAAGUCGAGUCCCGGCCAUUCGCCCUCUUCCUCCCCCUCUCACCCGGCACCCUCCUACCAAUGUUUCAGCCCUCCGACCUCUCCGCGGCAGAAUCUGCAUCCCACCAGCCCCAUGUCAGAGCGCAAAUUAUUUUCCGCUCACCACGCAGACCAGAACCAGGCACUGCAGCAGCAUCACCACCAACUGAGAUCUUUCCCCACUCAAAACCAGUGGCUACAACCAGCUAAAGUCCAAGUGGUCAGAACGGGUCAAGCCAGUUCAUCGGUUCACUCUAGCGUGGUCUUGAGUAGUUCGACCUACUCCCAGUUUGCCCAACUGCCUAAAGAACUUGCUGAACUCGGGGAUGGUCUUUGCCCGAACCCCUUUGAGAUGAAACAGCAGGCGGGCGUGGCUUGCGGAGCUUUAUACCUUCAAGAGAGCGCAGAUGUUGACCCGGUUUACCAGUCAAAAGCGACAGCCGCCUACGGGGGGGGAAUGACUCGCUUUGGCCAGCCCCGUCAGUACAGCCGCAACCAAUCCAAAGCCGCUUAUUACCCCAUGGAAGUCACUGAGAUGGCAAAAGCGCCACCCGAUGAUCAUCACCACCUACGCCACGGCGUUCAAUCGACCUCUCCCGCUCUUCCCCACAGACCUGUCAACGUAUGCUUCUCCUCUAGCAGCGGCAGCCUGUCUGGCGGCCAGCAGGCCAUCCGAGGCUCGACUUUCAGGACCUCGGCUUCCACGCAGCACGUGGACUUACCUUUUAAAGAACAGCCCAUCGGUCACGUGGAUGAUCUGUCACCCAACUCCUCUCCCCAGGCGGAGUGUGUCGUCGGAGGCGGGACUUAUCCCGGAGAGGCGGGUCGUUCGUCGAGGAACAUGCCUUACAUGGGUCUUAAUGACAAAACUGUAAGAGUGCUCCAACAGUAUCAACAACAGGCUCCGCCCGCUUCCUCAUCCAGCCUCAGCCCCUCUCGAUCGUGGGCCGUGUCUUCGGUGGACACCAUCGUCGCGUCGCCCGGCAAACAAGCCGACGAUCCGGUCCAAUCGCAGCAGGCCUUCUCCAUGGCCUAUCACAACCGCAGCAACAACAACGGCCACUACGACAAGCAGCUGCCCUACUACGACGUGUUGCCGGCCAGCGGUCCUCUGGUUGCCGCCCAGAAGCUGCCUUAUAUCGACAUGAAGCUCGCACGGACACUGCCGGUCAAUAAAAAGACAUGUCCCACCUCUCCUGUCAAAGCCAAAAGACCCUUUGUGGAGUCUAAUGUAUAGAGAAGACUAAGAAGAUGAACAUAUAUGUACAACGUGGAGCCCAACAUAAGAGGAGACUGAGAAGCCUUCAAUGGUAUCCAUGGUGCUUCAUCGCUGAUACUUGAGGACUGCAAAUUCCAACAUCUCUGCCUGAUAGUUCAUCGUACAGAAUUGGUGGCACAAUGAGGACCAGGAACGUCUGAGGUCGACUUAUUUCCUCCUUCGUGACGCCGUAGCAUCUUGACGCCUUUACCAGAGAGCUGCUCAAGCUCUUAACCCCCGCUCCUACCUGGAAAUUUGGAUUUUUAAAAAAAAUGCUACAGGGUAGUGCAGCAAGCCGUACUAGCACACUGAAUUGUCCAUAUACUAGUAUAACAAGUACUAGUCAAACACCAAGCAAAUGUUCCGUUCGCCUGGUCAGAGUGAGUCAGUUCCAAAACACACUUUGAGUGACAUCACAUGGCUCUGACUUGCUGUGCAAAGGAAAACAAUGCUAUUUAUCUUUUUCUUUUUCUUUUUUUCAAGUUGUCUGUCUUGAAAUGUGUACAUUUAGUUGUCCUUGUCUUUUUGAUUUUAAAAAAGGGGGACGAAGAAAGAUGUAUAUAAUUUUGUCUUUGUUCUGCGUUGAGCAUCGUGCAAAAGAAAUGUCUCUCUGGUUUGUUUUCAACAUUUCUUACCACGUGGAUGUCAAUUGUUACAUGUGUGUUAGGGCUGCACUGAAAAGACCAAAAAAAAAAAAGAGUUCUAUUGAGACAGUAAAAUGUUUAGAAGUCACCAUAGUAGGGUUAUUCUGAAAGUAUAUUUUCUUUUCAGUUCAGCCCUUACGUUCGUUACUUAUCGUUAUCGCCAUGGAAACAUGCAGACAUCUAAACGGAUUGUCCCACUGGCUACAUUCAUUUCACUCGUGUUUCAUAGUUAGUGGUUGUAGCCAAGCAUUUGGCCCACAUCCGAGGCCAAAGAGUACACAUUUGAUAAACCUUUAGCACAAGUAGCCAUCAAGUGAGAUUCUUGUAUUCAUUCUCGAUGCUGCUUGGCCUGCGCAGGGUCACAGGCCCGACUCGUUUGAGUUUUCUGCUUUAAAAUGUGUGCAUUUGGUGAACAUGAAUGUUUGUUCUUUUUCUAUGUUGCUGAUAAACGAGACUUCUGACCUCUCUUUCACGGUACAGUUCUCUGCUGUCACACAGUUCUCAAUACGGACAUGUUUAGCAGCCGUGAUUCGGACCACUUGGAAUUUUAAGAGUCAACUCCAUUGGCUGUAUUAAAAGCUGUCAUUAAACGUCAUUGACAACUCA